Molecule: messenger RNA, 2115 nt
Organism: Anthostomella pinea
Lineage: Eukaryota; Fungi; Ascomycota; Sordariomycetes; Xylariales; Xylariaceae
Source: the annotation of a GenBank genome assembly
AUGGCGCCCAAGAGCGAAGUCGGAAGCAAGAGGAAGCUUGCCAACGGCAGCAAAGACCACACUAGCAAGAAGCCGAAAUACGAGAAGCGACCUCCAGUCAAACCGCAGAGCUCAGAAGAGACCAGCGACGGCAGCGAUUUCGCCGACUUGUCAGAUCAAGACGAUGGUGGUGCAUCACUGAGCGGCAAGAAGUCACAGAAGAAUGACGGCGUACCUGUUCGCUCCAAGCCAACCGACGACCAAGGCAAAGUCUUCGAGAGAGGCCAAAACUCCCGAGAAUCCCACCUCAAACAGAAGCAGCUUGCUCAAGAGCGAAAAGCGAACAAACCCUUGGCCGACGAACUACACAGAGCGAAGAAGCUAUGGGAGAGGCUGCGCCGGAAGUCUCAUGUUCCCAAGGAGGAAAGACAGAAGCUCGUCGAGGAGCUCUUCGAAAUUGCUACCGGGCGUAUGAGAGAGUUUGCGCUUAAGCACGAUGCUGUCCGUAUUGUACAGACUGCCAUCAAGUACUCCAACACCGAGCGCCGGAAGAUGAUCGCAAACGAACUGAAGGGAACCUACCCCGUGUUGGCCGAGAGCAAGUACGCCAAGUUCCUGAUCGGCAAGCUUCUCGUCGAAGGUGACAAGGAAAUCCGAGACUUGAUUGUCCCAGAGUUCUAUGGAAAGGUUCGGAAGUUCAUCAACCAUCCCGAGGCAUCGUGGAUUCUCGACGAUGUCUACCGAGGCGUUGCGACCAAGGAGCAGAAGGCCAUUCUGCUCAGGGAGUGGUACGGGCCCGAGUUCUCGAUCUUCCGACAGACAGGGGAUCCCACUCUCUCGGGCGACCUCUCAACGAUCAUAGAGGAACAACCUAGCAAACGUGGCACGAUUAUGAAGUAUUUGCUCGACGCGACCAACCAGCUGAUUCAGAAGAAGUUGACUGGUUUUACGAUGCUGCACGAUGCCAUGUACCAGUACUACAUCAAUGCGAAGCCAGGCUCCGAGGAGGCGAAGGAGUACAUCGAGAUGAUCAAGGAGGACGAAAGCGGCGAUCUGUUGAAGAACAUGGCCUUCACUAAGUCAGGGGCUCGCCUCGUGAGCUUGAUGCUUGCCUACGGCACGGCCAAGGACCGCAAACAGAUCCUGAAGACGUACAAAGAUACGUUCCAGCUCAUGUCGGCAGAUCCGAAUGGUCAUCAGGUCAUACUCGCAGCUUAUGACACCAUCGACGACACCGUUUUGACUUCAAAGUCUAUCAUCCUUGAGUUGCUCGGCAAGUCUGAGCAAACCGAGCUUUCCAAUAUUGUCGCCCUUGCAAAUGACCCAAACGCGCGCUUAACGAUACGGUACCUCCUCGAGGGUCCGUCCAAAGCACUGUUUGAUGCCAGCCACGCCGACGACCUGAAACUUCUCGAAGAAAUCUGGGAAAUACGCAAGACUACGAGCAAGAAAGAUCCUGAGAUCCGCCGGAAAGAGCUUAUUGCAGCACUGUCACCGUCUCUACUAGCCGCUAUCGCCUCAUCACCGUUAGACUUGAUCUCAACUUCGUUCGGGUCCCAAUUGGUCACCGAGGCCCUGUUGGCUGGUGUUGGGGACAAAUUCGCAGCGUUAGAAGCUAUUGCAUCCACUGCUGCAGGUGAUCCCGACGAGGGAGGCGAGCCGAUGGAGACCAACGAGGCCACGGAGAGUAUCCCUCCACCGAUUCACAUCUCCAAGGCUACCCAUGGUGGCCGCAUGUUCAAGACGCUGAUAUCCGGGGGCCGAUUUGACAAGGCAACGCGCAAGGUCAUACCGGUCGACCCUCCACUCCACUUUGCAGAUAUACUAUAUCCCGUCAUCAAGGAACACAUCAUGACAUGGGCAACGGGUCCCAGUUCUUUUGUGGUGGUCAAUCUCCUCGAGGCAGAUGACUUCUCGCACGGAGACGAACUGAGGAAAACGCUGAAGAAGAACAAGAAAAUGCUGGAAAAGGCUGCGACAGAGGAACCGCCUGAGCAGAAGGCUGCGCGAGAGGUUAUUGAGACGAACGGGGAAGAGGAGAAACCAGCGAAGAAGGCCAAGAAAGCGGGCCCAAAAAGGGAGAGGCCCGUCGGAAAUAUGGGCUCGAAACUGUUAUUGGGGAAGCUCACGAAGUGA